AUGGCGUGGAUUGAUUGCAAGAAGGCAUUCGCCUCAUUACCCCAUAGCUGGAUUAAUGCGUGUUUGGAAAACUUUGGAAUCAGCAAAAAUAUCUGUACAUUUUUGAAAGCAAAUAUGCAAAAAUUGAAAACAGCCCUAACAGUAAGUGGGGAGAACAUUGGUGAAAUUAACAUCAGACGACGAAUUUUCCAAGGGGACUCACUUUCACCACUACUGUUCAACAUCGCAUUAAUUCCAUUGACAAUAAUCUUACGAAACACAAAACUGGGAUACUACAUCUCAGGCCAGCAUGGCAAGAUAAACCAUCUGCUGUACAUUGAUGACUUAAAACUGUAUGCGAAAAGCCACACUGAACUUGAAUUAAUACUCAACGCAGUCCAACUAUUUAGCAGCGACAUCAGAAUGAACUUUGGACUUGGAAAAUGUGCUGUACUAUCCAUGCAACGAGGAAAAAUGGCAAAAAUAGAAGGAAUAGAACUGGGAAAUGGAAGUAUUGUGAAAGCACUAGCAAAGGAUGAUGGUUACAAAUAUCUAGGCAUAUUGGAAGCAGAUAACAUCUUGAAUGGAAAAGUCAAAGAGUCAACUUGUUUCUUGCAAGGAUAUUGCCACUCUUCAGAGAGGGAGAAGCCCGAAAUGAGGAAAUUUGCCAUUCCUCCAUCCACAGUUAUAGCCUCCACUUUACUUGCUAACCAUUUUCAGAAAUUACUAUUAACUGCUUCAAAGCUAUAUGCCUUCAAAGUGACACCAGUCUGUUUUGGUUCUGAUAUAUCUGCAGAUUCAGCUGAUGACUAUGAUGUUGAAUACGGCACCGACUAUAUAGAGCCAGCAGGGAGUGAAAUCAGAUUUAGUUUCUUUGACUCUGAUUGGAUAUAUGAAUUCUUCACUCAUGAUGUAAAUCCCUGCCAGACAAACCCAUGUCAGAAUAAUGGAAUCUGUAAAAGGAACAGAAACAGCUAUAUCUGUACCUGCCCUGAACCAUACACAGGAUCAAAGUGUGACCGUGUGAAAAAUACAUGCCAAAGAAUCAGCUGCAAUCAAGGAGAAUGUCUGAUUAUGUUAAGAGCACCUUAUUAUCAAUGCAGUUGUAGAUACCCUUAUAAACCACCAUUAUGUAAUAAAGCAUCCUCAGCUUGUCGACCAAAUCCUUGUAAAAAUGGAGGCACCUGUCAAAGGCAUCGUUUAAGAUUCAGAUUCAGCUGCAACUGCCCUGAAGGUUUCAGAGGAAAAUUUUGUGAACUAGGAACUGAAGACUGCUUUGAAGAAAAUGGCCAUGCAUACAGAGGAAAUGUUAGUCAAACAAUCCUCCAAAAAAGAUGCCUUCACUGGAAUUCUCAUUUUCUUUUGGACAGUAGUUACAAUGCAUUUAUGGAACAUGCUGACUAUUAUGGCCUUGGUGAUCAUAACUUCUGCAGGAAUCCAGAUGGUGAUGACAAACCCUGGUGCUUUGUCACUGUGAAUAACAAAUUGAAGUGGGAUUUCUGUGAUGUCCCCCCAUGUUUGUCAACAGCAAAGUUCUCUAGGAAUAUAGCAACCUCCUCCAAGAAUCCUGCAAUAGAUAAUACAUCCAGAACAUGUGGGAAACCAGAAAUAAUAAGACCAUUCAAGAGAAUCUAUGGAGGUGUCAAGUCAACUCCUGGCAAGCAUCCAUGGCAAGCUUCUCUUCAGAGGAAGAUUUCAGCGCGUGUGGCAAAGGAACAUUAUUGUGGAGGAGUAUUGAUUGAGCCAUGCUGGGUUCUUACUGCAGCACACUGUAUCACAACAGAAGCACACAACCUCCAGGUGUCCCUUGGAGAACAGAAUCUCAAUAGGAAAGAGGCUCAUGAACAGAAGUUUGAUGUAGACAAGAUCAUUAAACAUGGACACUAUACAGAACAAGAUGGCAUCCCAUACAAUGAUAUUGCUUUGCUGAAAUUAAAGCCAAUUGAUGGGCACUGUGCUGUGGAAACAAGUUAUGUUAAAUCAGUGUGCUUACCUGAUUUUACGUUCCCUGAUAACACAGAAUGUUACAUAUCAGGCUGGGGAGAAACAGAAACAAGUGAAUCAUCUCAUCAACUAUUAGAUGCCAAAGUAAAACUGAUUUCCCAAAGGCAGUGUAAUGCACCAAAUGCGUAUAAUAGCAGAGUGGCAGAAAGCAUGUUUUGUGCUGGAAGUCUUCAGAGAACAAGAGCAGAUACUUGUCAGGGCGAUUCAGGAGGUCCUUUAACAUGUGUUACCAAUGGAACUUACUAUAUUUAUGGAAUUGUGAGCUGGGGAGAUCAGUGUGGAUUAAAAAAUAAACCAGGAGUUUAUACACGGGUGACAAGAUUUCUCAACUGGAUUAGAACAAAAAUUAAACACGAGUCUAAUUUUCACAACUAA
Messenger RNA from Protobothrops mucrosquamatus (brown spotted pit viper), 2358 nucleotides. It is a transcript of the gene HABP2, whose product is annotated as hyaluronan binding protein 2. Bases 1 to 2358 code for a protein of 785 amino acids. Gene Ontology annotation, molecular function: calcium ion binding; serine-type endopeptidase activity. NCBI's taxonomy places the organism in Eukaryota, Metazoa, Chordata, Lepidosauria, Squamata, Viperidae. The transcript has 13 exons. Gene Ontology annotation, biological process: proteolysis. The record is from RefSeq and is a predicted model, not a curated record.